GGGUGGGAUCUCCAGCCUCCCCCCUCCCCUCUCUCGCUCGCUCGCUCGCUCGCUCCCGCUCUCUCUCUCUCUCCUUCUGGAUCGUGCCGCUCGUUCUCGAUGAUCGCUAAGAAGCCUCGGCAGCUCGCUGGUCGCCAAUCGCACUGGAUCUCCGCGUCCGUCCGCGUGCCCGCUGGAGCUCGUCACCGAGGAUCAAUGCGGAGAGCGCAGGAUCAUGCCCAGCAGCGCCGGAAAGAGGUUCAAACCCACCAAGUACAUCCCGGUGUCCACGGCCGCCACGCUGCUCGUCGGCUCCACCACACUGUUCUUCGUCUUCACGUGCCCCUGGUUGACGCAGGCCAUCUCCCCCGCCAUCCCCCUCUACAAUGGACUCGUCUUUCUCUUUGUGUUGGCCAACUUCAGCAUGGCUACCUUCAUGGACCCCGGCAUGUUCCCCAGAGCCGAUGAGGACGAGGACAAGGACGACGACUUCCGCGCACCCCUCUACAAGAACGUCGAGAUCAAGGGCAUCCAGGUGCGCAUGAAGUGGUGCGCCACCUGCCACUUCUACAGACCACCGCGCUGCUCCCACUGCAGUGUGUGUGACAACUGUGUGGAGGACUUCGACCACCACUGCCCCUGGGUGAACAACUGCAUCGGGAGGCGCAACUACCGCUACUUCUUCCUGUUCCUGCUCUCUCUCAGCGCCCACAUGGUGGGCGUUUUCUCCUUCGGCCUGCUCUUCGUGCUCCACCAUGUGGAGCGGCUGGGCGCCCUGCACACCACCGUCACUUUGGUGGUGAUGUGCAUCGCAGGCCUUUUCUUCAUUCCUGUCGUGGGGCUCACCGGGUUCCACAUGGUCCUGGUAGCACGAGGGCGCACCACCAACGAGCAGGUGACCGGGAAGUUCCGCGGGGGGGUCAACCCUUUCACGCGCGGUUGCUGUGGCAACGUCGAAUACGUCCUAUGCAGCCCCCUGGCUCCUAGGUACUUUGUGGACCCCAGCAGGAAGAUGCCAGUCGCCAUCCAGCCCCCGUUCCUGCGGCCAGAGCUCUCGGACAGACAGGUCACCAUCAAGAUCAGUGACAACGGGAUCCAGGGCAGCAUCCUGAGAAGCAAAUCCAAAGGCAGCCUGGACAUGCUGGACGACAAGCAGCUGGACACGCAGCCCCCUCUGCCCCCCAAAGCGGACAAGUACAAGGAGCUGAAGAGCCCGCUGACCUCCAGCGAAGAGGGCUCCCUGUCCAGCAAGCCCCUGCACCCCUCCACCCCGGCCAUGUACAAGUACCGACCCUCGUUCGGCACCAUGCCCAAGGUGCACUACCACGCAGGCGGCGAGAAGAUUUCCCUGCAGGAUGAGCGGCACCCCGGGGCCAUCGUGGAGGAGGGCGGCCGGGCUCACGACUAUCGUUCCGAGCCCAACCUGGACCUGCCGGACUACAGGAACCCGCCGCUCCACCGCAGCUUCCAGUCCUCGCCGCUGCAGCUGGACUCGAUUGACACGAGCUCCCGCUCGUUGAGCCUGAGGCAGGCGCUCCGGCACGGGGACGAGGUCCCGGCUCACGCCGUCCCGCCCGGGAGCGCGACGUCCGCCCCCCAUCGUGGCGUCUUCUCCGCCGGAACGCUGUCCAAUCGCAACGGCAGCCUCUCCUACGACAGCCUGCUGAGCCCCGGCGUGGCCCUCAUGUCCGACGAGUGCCCGAACCACCCCGGGGUCCAUGUGGGGGGCCACCUCUCGCCCCACCUCCCCCCCAGAGCAGGCCACGCCCGGGCAACGGAACUGCAGCGCCAGCCCCCGCCUCCCUACAGCCCUGUCCUCGGGGGAGGGGCGGGGCACGCGGGCCGCCACUCGCCGCACCCCAGGGACCCGUCCCCGGUGCGCUACGACAACCUCUCCAAAACCAUCAUGGCCUCGAUCCAGGAGCGCAAGGAGAUGGAGGAGAGGGAGAAGCUGCUCCAUGUUCGCGGACGCCCAUCGCGGGGGGGGUUUGACGGCGCCGGCGCCCACAGCCUGCCCCCAGCCGCCUGCUACCCCGAGGGCCGGGGCUCCCGCGGUCCCACGCCCCCCACCUACGGUUCCCGGGACAACCUAGUGGGCGGCGGGACGUCGCGCACCUUGGUCUCCUCCUCCUCCUCCUCGCUGAGCCACGCGCCCAGGACUUCGAGCAGCUCGCUCCACACCGAGGCGUCUGGUAGUGGCGUGCAGGGCAGAGCCGCCGACACCCCCUACCGCUCGCCCGCGCGCCAGCCGCACCACUCCCCGUCCAGCCUGGCCCGCUCCCCCUCUUACGCCCGCCACAACCCCCUGCCCUUCAUCGGUGCCCUGGAGCGCACAGGCUCGCCCUCUCUGGGAGGCCCCAGCUGCAGAGAGGAGAUCCAUGGGAAGGUGAAUCAUGGUAAAGUUAACGGGCAGCCCAAAGAGCAGUCGCGGGUUGACUGCCGUCUGGGACCGACACCCCCCGGCCAAGGUGUGCCGCUGAGCCCCGGCCGCCACACGAAUGUUAAAAAGGUGUCGGGUGUUGGCGGCACCACCUACGAGAUCUCUGUGUGAGGGGAGGUCCCCCGCCCCCACCCCCACCCGAGGCAUAGCAACCUGCCAGAGCGAGGCUCAUCUCCUCUCCUUCUUGGACAAACCUGGGGGGCCUUCCGGGAAUCUGCUGUCCGACGAGACGGCUUCUGCUCUCACAGUCGGGGCUCGGUCGCAGUUGCCAGCUUGCGAGCGGACAUCAUGGGACGCGGUUCACCCGUCCGCUCCGAACAACGGAGUCUAAACCCAAGAUGGCUUUUCGUUUCACCGCGUUCGUUUGUUACCGUUGUUUGCUCUUCCCGUGGUUUGUCCCGCCGCUCAGUCACGAGUGUCGGUGUGUCGCGGCGACACUUCUUUGGAACAGCUGUCAUUCUUGCGAUCGCAGCCCCUCAUGGGACGCGGUGGGCAGCCCUGGGUUUCGAACCGCAUGCGGUCAACAGUGACCGCGGGAGGCCAGUAAGCGAAGGGAAUCGGCUGCUCUGCUGCUGGUGACUGACUUGCAGCGAAAUCUGACGCGGUGGUCCUAUGGGGUCAGGAGACCUUUGUCCAGUGCCUGGUCUGCAGCACAGAGACAGCUCUUUGAAAAGUCUCCCCGUGUCUCCCAGCUGUGGACGUGUCCACUCUCUCCAUGCGAUUAUUUCCUUGUGUUUUUGUUUGCGGUCAACGGCCGUCUGGACAACCACGACGACCCCGUCUCUUCUUGAACCGAUCACACACCCUGUGUCCCGAGUUGAAGCUGAAGCAGCGUCCUGCAGGGGAACGGUUAGCGUGCGGACGUGCACGUGGACGCCGAAGAUCUGGACGCGGUCAGCCGAGCACCCCCUUCAGCCCAAGCGUGCUGAAAACCGCAGGACAUCGUGCGUAAACGUGACCGUAACAGUUUCCGUCAGGCUCAGGGCAUCGCUACCGCACCAAGACGUCACCAGACGAGCGUCACAGAAGUUCACCUGUUGACUCUUUUCGCCGCGUUUCCGGUCCGGCGUUGGAGGCACUCCGGCUUUUCGGGCCGCUGCCAUUUGAAUCCAUAAACGACAGCAGACGCUUAAUGCCGACGCUAACCUCGGAGGGUGUGGAAAACAGCCACGUGCGGCGAGCGAGAGGCCCGUGACAAUGCUGGAAUUGGUGCUAUUCAAUGCAGACCUUUUUUGAAAAGCUGUGGGGAAGCCCCGCCCCCACAACCCCGCACCCGUCUCGCGUUCAGGACGAGAGCGUUGGCGUGACCCCCCGACACAAGACCACGCUCCACGUAGGAGGUGCCCUGGAUGUGAUGUGGACCGAGCCCCGCGUGACGCCACUGAUGUCGGCUGGAUCCUUCGUGGCGAACAGAGCGGCGCUCGGGGGCCCUCCGCGCUCUUGGACCCUUUCGGUUCCCACAAGAGCAUCAAGAGCGGCGAGUCCGUUGGAGCAGUGACGCCGCUGACCCCAAGCAGGCCUCGUGCGGUGGUCCGUGGUCAGUGCGGUCGGUGGCUCUUCUCCAGCCGUCGCUCCGGAAAGAAAUGCGUGGGCGCUGCUGUACCACGUUUGUUUACUUCGAGAACAAACAAGGCGCAGGCACACGAACUUGACACCUUUCCUUCUACGAAGAGAAGCAAUGCCGAGGAAGACUGAUUUAUUUCACAGACACGUAUCCCAUAGCGACGUAACAAACGAAAACGCGAAGCUCGGUCCUUUCUUUUUUUUUUUCUUUCACUUUUUAUACCCGCUGUUUCAGUCCUUUGAUACAUCUUGCUUUUUAUACAGAAAUUGUCAGGGAGUGGAUUUUUUUUUUUUUUGGGUCUGUUUUUAAUUUAAGUAUAAUAAAUUAAUGCAUUUCUGAAAUUAGUUUUGGGUUACUGUUGUUACGGGGAGUAAGUCCAUGUUGACGUUCCAGUGUUUUCGCAGCGAGGAAGUGGCUGAGGGAGUUUGAGGACCUACGGGACGUGGUGCAGUGCCAAAGGACACUCUGAAAGAGUGCUGCAAGAGUGUGUGUGCAUGUGUGAAUCCCAUUCUCGCACAGGACAACCCUUGAGCAGCUGUCUGGUACAGCUCGUGUUGAACGCUGCGUCAUGCUGGUCUUUCUGGAAACAACGUGGGUCUUUUUUUAAUUGUCUUUCGAAGAAGAUAUAGUUUUAUUAAAG
This is a messenger RNA of Scleropages formosus (Asian bonytongue), 4623 nucleotides long. RefSeq names its product zDHHC palmitoyltransferase 8b (gene zdhhc8b). The transcript has 11 exons. NCBI's taxonomy places the organism in Eukaryota, Metazoa, Chordata, Actinopteri, Osteoglossiformes, Osteoglossidae. Bases 215 to 2530 code for a protein of 771 amino acids. The record is from RefSeq and is a predicted model, not a curated record. Gene Ontology annotation, molecular function: palmitoyltransferase activity. Gene Ontology annotation, biological process: protein palmitoylation.